UCUCUACGUGGGAACUCAAGCGAUUCAACACAUUCGGAGCAAAGGUUUGACACCAAACAUGUCGACGAUCGCAAGUUCGGCUCACAUGGAUAUUUUCCAGAAUUUAGGAGUUGAUUUGGAUACUGAAGCUUCGAUAUCCGAAUAUUCAUACGCAUUAUUUCAGUUGUACACUAUUGUAUCUUUUGCGGAGUCAAACACGGAGUCGAUUCAAGAGCAAAUAACGAGGGUUUUAUUAGAAAGACUCAUUGUGAAUCGUCCUCAUCCCUGGGGACUCUUGAUCACUUUUAUCGAACUCAUUAAAAACCCGAGUUAUAAAUUUUGGAACCACGAAUUUGUACACUGCGCUCCAGAAAUUGAAAAGUUAUUCGAAUCUGUCGCCAGGUCUUGUAUGGUUCCAAAACAAGUGAAUCAACAACAAGAAAACGACAUUGGCGAACCUCUGGCCGUAUGA
This is a messenger RNA of Pediculus humanus corporis (human body louse), 451 nucleotides long. RefSeq names its product CCR4-not transcription complex, putative. Lineage: Eukaryota; Metazoa; Arthropoda; Insecta; Psocodea; Pediculidae. The annotation marks the transcript as partial. Gene Ontology annotation, molecular function: molecular adaptor activity. Gene Ontology annotation, biological process: nuclear-transcribed mRNA catabolic process, deadenylation-dependent decay. The transcript has 3 exons. Gene Ontology annotation, cellular component: P-body; CCR4-NOT core complex. The record is from RefSeq and is a predicted model, not a curated record.